Ostrea edulis (European flat oyster) is the source of this 2894-nucleotide messenger RNA. RefSeq names its product calpain-9-like. The transcript is spliced from 20 exons. Gene Ontology annotation, cellular component: cytoplasm. NCBI's taxonomy places the organism in Eukaryota, Metazoa, Mollusca, Bivalvia, Ostreida, Ostreidae. The record is from RefSeq and is a predicted model, not a curated record. Gene Ontology annotation, biological process: proteolysis. Gene Ontology annotation, molecular function: calcium-dependent cysteine-type endopeptidase activity; calcium ion binding. The coding region runs from base 615 to 2657 and encodes 680 amino acids.
AAUUAGCCUUUUCUAUUUCACGUCUUUUAUGUUGUUAUAGUUUUUCAGUGACAAUUUUGUAAAGGUCAUCUGAUUUUAUGUAAUGAUAUACAUACAAUAUAAAACACCCGCGGUAUCCCAACUCAUGAAGCAUUCAUUAAAUUUUAUCUUAACCUUACAAAAACCUACCAAAAAACCCCACAAACAAACAACAAAAAUAAACAAAACAAAACAAAAACAAACAAACCCACACACAAAUUCUGACCUUACAGUGCAAACAUUGUAACACUAUUUGUCCAGUAUCAGUUGUCAUUUAGAUCCAUGUGGAGCGAACGGCCAUUCCGAUAUAGCACAAUUGUUAAACUGAAAGUACAUGUAAAUACCUUUCGGUGUAUGUGGGAGAUUAUGAAAAUAUCAGUAGGAGGACUUUUAAACGCCCAUAUUCGAUCGUUUGAUACCGACUGAGGGUCGUGUCCUUGGCGGUACUUCCCGUGUAGAGAAACCCCCUUAUUUCGAUAGAGAACUGUGUACAACCACCGACGUGUGCUCACUAAACCAUACAACAUUGCAUUUGACAAGCGGCCGUGUUACUGGGCUUCCUUAGAUGAAGGAUCUGAGCUGAUUUUCCAGUAAGUAUGUCGGGCAGGCAGAAGGAUUAUCACACUCUCAGAGAGGAGCUUAACAGGACCAAUUCUCUGUUUGUUGACGCGGAAUUUCCACCAGAAAACUCUUCCCUGACCUUCAAUAGGACCCUCCCGUCGGGACUGAGGAACGUCAUAUGGAAACGCCCGACUGAACUGUCCAGAAAUCCCAAAUUCAUUGUGCGGAAUGCCACGAGGUUUGACCUUGAUCAAGGAUAUUUAGGCAACUGCUGGUUCAUCGCUGGUGCAGCUCUCGUGGCCACAAAGAAGAAGUUACUGGAACGAGUGGUGCCUCAAGACCAAGAUUUUGACCGAAAUUAUGCAGGUGUUUUCCACUUUAACUUUUGGUGGUACGGGAAGUGGGUAGAAGUCAUUAUCGACGAUUAUCUGCCAACAGACGGCUACCGCCUGAUCUACGGAAAAAACAGGGAAGAACCAAACGAAUUCUGGGCAGCACUACUGGAAAAAGCCUACGCCAAACUAAGGGGUUGUUACGAAGCUACAGAUGGCGGGAAACUUCAGGAUAGUGUGGUCGAUCUCACGGGGGGGAUCUCAGAAACCAUCGACAUCAAGGAUAAGACUCAGAUCCCGGUGGAUAUUUAUGAAAUCCUUUGGCGGUCUUGGAAGAUGAACAGCUUCCUUGGUUGUAGUAUAUCGCUACCAGCAAAUGUGGUCGCCACAUCGCGGGAAGUACGGAGGCCAAACGGACUCUACAUGGGUCACGCAUACAGCAUCACUGCCCUGGCUGUGAUUCCAUACCAGGGGUCCAGCGUCCGUCUCUGUAGGCUUCGGAAUCCUUGGGGACGAAGCGAGUGGAACGGUGAUUGGUCAGACGAGUCUUACCAAAUACGAAAUUUGUCAUCAGAAGCUAAACAGAGACUGGGGAUUGUAAUACAGGACGAAGGGGAAUUCUGGAUUCCGAUUGACGAUGUGUUGGUCAAUUUCGAGGAGAUACAACUAGUUCAUCUUCAGCCGGACGCCACCACACAGGGAGUCGCGCUAGAGGAGAGAAAACGCCAGUGGAACGUGACUGUAUAUCAUGAUCAGUGGAUCAAGGGUGUCACGGCCGGAGGGUGCGGAAAUUCACCAUACCAAGAUCUAUACUGGAAGAACCCUCAGUUUUCGGUGACAUUACGAGACGUUGAUGACACGGACAACAAGCCCACGUGUACUGUUAUUAUCAGUCUGAUAGAGAAAGAACACAAUAACAAGUCGAACAUCGCCAUCGGAUUCGAUGUCUACAAGUUGAAGUACCCCCAGAAUCGGCCACUUGAUGGGGAGACGGCCCCCAGGAAUGCUCUUAUUCUGAAGAAAAGAUCAGGGGUCUACCAAUACAACCGGGAAGUCACCAGGCGGUUUGACCUGACCCCAGGGACAUACGUCAUCAUUCCAAGCUCAUUCAGGCCGCAUGAAGAGGCGGAAUUCAUGCUCAGGAUUUACACAGAGAAAAUUAUUAACAGCCUCGUGUUAGAUGAAAGCAACGGCGAAGUUAAGCCAGAGCCGAAGCCUCCACCGGUUAGGGACCCCUUUCGUGACCUAUUUCUAAAACACGCUGGCGAAGACGGGAAGCUGAAAGCAAAAGAGCUCAAGGAAUUUAUUUUAGACUUAUCAAGAACAGAAAUAAACGAGCCUUUAAAAUUCAGCACAGAGACCUGCAGAAGUCUGAUCACGAUGAUGGAUUCCUCAAGAACUGGCAGGAUUUCCAAAGCUGACACUUAUAAUGCUUGGAGAACAAUUCUGAGUGGGAAGUCCGUUUUCCAGCAGUUCGACGUUGACGGAUCGGGGACAGUGGACACAUAUGAACUAGACAAACUAUUCAGCACAUUAGGUUUCCCUGUCAAUAGAAUGGUGCAAACAGCUAUAGUGAGACGGUAUGCGGACCGAAACAGCAAGAUCCGCCUCACAGACUUCAUCAUCGUCAUCUGUAAGCUUACGCUUAUGUACCAAAUAUUCAAAGACCAGCAAAUUAAAUCUGGGAACCCUGAUUCUGCUUCAUUUUCGAUGAAUGAGUUCCUAUACUACACAAUGUACUGCUGAGACCCACACAAUAGCAUGGAUAGGACAGAGUAGCCAGCAUGUGUUCACAUCCCAUCUUGAUUCCCCGGAACUUCACUACUUCAUGUUAAAAUUAGUCCCACAUUUAACAAAGGCAGGACAAUGGCUGACAUCUUUUUGCAAUAUUUCAGCACCAUCUGAUAAGCCAUGGAUUUUGUUUUUGUUACAUAUAUUUUUAUACAUAUGCAUUUUGUUUUUAAUAAAAGAGUUUAAUUUGUA